Molecule: messenger RNA, 1009 nt
Organism: Paramisgurnus dabryanus
Lineage: Eukaryota; Metazoa; Chordata; Actinopteri; Cypriniformes; Cobitidae
Product: erythroblast NAD(P)(+)--arginine ADP-ribosyltransferase-like
Molecular function (GO): NAD+-protein-arginine ADP-ribosyltransferase activity; NAD+ poly-ADP-ribosyltransferase activity
Source: RefSeq, a predicted model, not a curated record
GAUACCUUAACCACUUGAAUUACUUUAUUGAACUUAAACUUUUAAACUGUAUUAGAUCUAACACAAUGUUGAAUUUGUUGUUUUGAAGUUUCUUGACUGUAUUAUAUUCAUACCUGAUCUACAUUCGUUGUGCAUUUGAGGAUUCAGACUACAUCAUGAUGUUGACCACUGCAGCUCUUAUUCUCAUUGUCACCAGUAAAGUUGUCCUAGGACAGGAUGACAGAAAGUAUUUUGGAGGAGAUAUUUUUCAAUUGGAUAUGGCAGUGAAUUCAGUUGAUGACCGAUAUGAUGGCUGUAGAGAGAAGAUGGAAAACCUGGUGAGAACAAAAUAUCUAAAACAAGAAAUCUGUGCUGACUUAUCUGGCUUUGGAGCAGCUUGGAUAAACAGUACAGGAAAAAUAUCUGAAUCAAAAAAAUUGAAAAUGCACCAUUUAAGUGCCAUCACCGUGUACACUGGUCUUACAGUUAACCGUGAAUUCAAUCAGGAUGUUAGGACUGGUAGACAAAAAUACAAAGAAAAGAAAUACACAUGGUUUUCGCUUCAUUUUUUGUUGACAGAAGCGAUACAGAUUCUUAAGAAAAAGCAAAAUAAAUGUAAAUUAACUUAUCGUGGUACCAAAGUUAUGUUUAAUGAAAAUGUUCAGAACAAAGAGAUUCGAUUUGGUUCAUUUGCAUCCUCCUCUCUUGAACGUAAAAUAGCAAAGCGGUUUGGAAACGAAUCUUGUUUUGAAAUUGAAACAUGUUAUGGUGCUGAUGUGUCAAAAUACUCCUAUUUACCUUAUGAGAAAGAAGUGUUGAUUCCCCCGUAUGAAACAUUUAAAGUCACUGCUAUAAAGAAGAGAGGUGCCUGGUGUAACACUGUGUUUAAACUGGAGAGCUCUGGGAUAAAAAGUAACUUAAACUGUGCAGUGGCAUCAGUCGAGCCCAGGAGAUAUCACAAUGUCAUUAUCUCUGACUGAUCUGCAUUUACCUCUUUAUUUUCUUUCUUUAUAUUAAGUGUUGCUUUCAU